UUUUCUAUCCACAAAUAGGCUGUUGUUUAGACAUGUAAGAGGAGGAGUGGUGUAAUAUGAUCCCUUCGCCCAGCUAGGAACAUGAAGGAUGCUUACUUGGCAAAACUAUCUCACAGAUAAGAUGAGACACAUCCCAAAGCAUUAUGGGUCUAUUACCUCUACGCACUGCAGGGAUAACACAGAGGGAACCUUCAGUCUGGGUUCCCACAGGGAGACAUUAUUAUUUAGUCGAGAAUCAGCGACGACCAUGGAGUACCGGAUGGUGAUUAUGUACGUGGAGAUCGGCUGCUUUGUAACCAGCCUGUGCGGCUGGAUCCUGGUGUGCUCCACUCUUCCCACCGAGUACUGGAUGUUCUCUGAGGUGGGCAGCACGGUGCUGACAACCGCCCACCACUACUCCAACCUGUGGAGAGACUGCGUCUCGGACACGACGGGGGUCUCCGACUGCAAGGACUACCCGUCCAUGUUGGCCCUGCCUGUGCACAUGCACGCGCUCAGAGCACUGGCGGUCUGCGCCGUGAUCACGGGGUUCUUUGGAGGCGUCCUCACGCUGAUCGGGAUGAAAUGCACUAAAAUUGGUGGGACAGAGAUUACCAACGCAAGGGUGACGUUUUCUGGUGGUAUAACCUACUUAGUUUCAGGUUUCUGUGGGAUGAUAACAUACUCGUGGUGGGCUAGUAGAGUCAUAACAGAGUUUGUGGAUCCAAACUUCAAGGCCAAAAAAUUUGAACUGGGUGCUGCUGUUUUCAUUGGCUGGGGAGGAUCCAUCCUGCUCAUUAGCGGGGGAACGGUGCUCACUUACUUCUCUGGAAAAGAAGGUCUACCAAAAAGUUCAUCAAAAGGCCCACGAAGGCCGGUUUCUUAUGCUACCGUCCACACCAGACGGACGUACAUGCAGCCGCCGUCGUCCAGAGUGACGCUGGUGCCGCCGCUGUAUUAUCCAGAUGGGAGGAGUCAAACAACCAGAGGGACAAGAAGAACCACUCCCAUCGAGAAUCGGGACACCUUCGUAUGAACUCAAAACUCAAAACAGAGUGACUGAGCGGAUUCUGUGGGUCCAUAAGGUCCGUCUGUUUGAAGAAGUUACAUUUUUUAAGAGUUUAAAGAGAAAUACAAGUUCUACUUUCUGGAUAAAUCCCCCUGAUAGUUUCUAAAGCAGUGGUUCUUAACCUGGGUUCAAACGAACCCCAGGGGUUCGGUGAGUCGGUCUCAUGGUUCAGCGGAGCCUCUGUCGCGGAGGUAAAGACUCACUUGUGUAAAGUCGUGAUGACGCCCCGCUUUGCCAUCACUUGCUGCAGAGGAUCACGUUACAUUGCUUAGCC
Messenger RNA from Poecilia reticulata (guppy), 1322 nucleotides. It is a transcript of the gene cldn10d, whose product is annotated as claudin 10d. Gene Ontology annotation, cellular component: membrane; bicellular tight junction. Lineage: Eukaryota; Metazoa; Chordata; Actinopteri; Cyprinodontiformes; Poeciliidae. Gene Ontology annotation, molecular function: structural molecule activity. The record is from RefSeq and is a predicted model, not a curated record.